Molecule: messenger RNA, 2505 nt
Organism: Trypanosoma conorhini
Lineage: Eukaryota; Euglenozoa; Kinetoplastea; Trypanosomatida; Trypanosomatidae
Product: putative heat shock protein
Exons: 1
Coding region: 1-2505 (834 amino acids)
Biological process (GO): protein folding
Cellular component (GO): nucleus; cytosol
Molecular function (GO): ATP binding; ATP-dependent protein folding chaperone
Source: RefSeq, a predicted model, not a curated record
AUGUCUGUAUUUGGUGUGGACUUCGGCAACCUUAAUUCUACCGUCGCAAUCACGCGCCGUGGUGGGGUCGACAUUGUGACAAAUGAAGUGAGUAAACGAGAAACGACUACCAUUGUUUCUUUUGUAGAUAAUGAACGUUUUAUUGGUGAACAGGGUGUUGAUCGCUACGUCCGGAAUGCGCAAAACACGGUGUUUCUGCUCAAGCGCUUUGUUGGAAUGCGCAUGGAUGACCCCUCGCUUGCGACAGAACGUCGCUUCCUGACCUGCCAAAUACAAGGCGACAAAAAUGGUCGACUGAUGUUUGGUGUGAACUACUGCGGCACUAUGACCUACUUUUACCCAGAGCAGGUUUUGGCUAUGCUUCUUCAGCGACUUCGUCUCUACGUGAAUGCGGCUGCCGCCUCGGAUGCAAAGGUGCCUGUUGACGUUCGUGAUUGCGUAUUAACUGUUCCUUGCUACUAUACCUCAGAACAGCGGCGUCUCAUGUUGCAGGCGUGUGAGAUUGCUGGACUGCACUGCUUGUCACUUGUCAAUGACACCACCGCGGCGGGCAUUGACUACGGCAUCUUCCGCGGCUCUUCCUUGGCGGAAGCGGUGGAGGAGGGGCAGGUGGUUGGUAUUCUUGACAUUGGGUACGGCACCACCAUCUUUGCCGUUGCGAAGUUCUGGCGCGGUCACCUGAAACUGCUCGGCCGCACCUUUGACCGCCACCUUGGAACCCGCGACCUUGACUACGAGCUCCUCAAGUACAUGGUAGAGGAGGUGAAGAAGAAGUACCAUGUGGACGUGACCACGAACAAGCGGGCGAACCUUCGACUUUUGCAGGCCUGUGAGCGUCUAAAGUAUCUUCUCUCCGGCAACCAGGUGGCGCAGCUGAACGUGGAAAAUAUCAUGGACGUCGACGUUAACAUUCCUUCCUUUCAGCGGAGCACGUUUGAGGAGCUCUCGGCGCCGCUGUUGGAACGCUUUAAGGAAGUCGUCCGACGAGGCUUUGAGGUGUCUGGGGUGCCACCGGAAAAGUUCCACAGCAUUGAAAUGAUUGGCGGCGGUUGCCGCAUCCCGAUGUUUAAGCGAGCAACAGAGGAGCUCUUGGGACGCCCACCCAGUUUUACACUUAAUGCGUCGGAAACAGCUGCUCGUGGUGCAGCCAUCACUGCGGCCAUCUUCUCCCCAACCUUCAAGGUACGUGAGUUUGUCGUGAGUGAACUGCCAACGUAUCCGGUUAAGCUUGCGUAUUACAUGGAGAACGCUCAGAGCACAAGUGUUGUGCCAUUUUUGCCUGAUGUCAACAAGGUGGUGACCGUGCUGGGCGAGAAGGACCACUUCCCAAAGCUGUUGGAGAUUACCAUCAAACGUCGGGGUGGGUUUAAGUUGUACGCCUUCUACGACUACGAGAAUCCGAUUGUGAAGGCGAAUAUGCCGUUGGGGGAAUACAUCAUUGGGGAGUGGGAGGUCGGAAAACCGCCAAAGGACUCAGCCGCGACGGAGGUGCGUGUGCGUGUGAAUCUGCUUGCCAACGGCCUUCUUCACGUUGAAUCCGCCGUUUCUGUGGAGACGUAUGAAGUGGAAGAGCCCGCGAAAGAGGAACCCGCGAAGGAGGCGGCGGCCACAGACGCGAAGAGCGCGGAGGCUAAGAAGCCCGAAAACGAGGAGGAGACAAGUGAAAACAAGGCACCUGAACAGAAAAUGGUGAAGAAGCAUAAGCAGCGGCGUAUUGAGCUGACCGUGACCCCGCGCCUUGACGUGAUUGGUCUUCCUGGGGACAUGGUGUUGCUCUUCCAAAAACAAGAGGCGGAGAUGAGCGAACGCGACUCCCUCUACACCAGGACACGGGAUAGCAAGAAUGAGCUGGAGAGUUACAUCCUUGACAACCGCCCACGCAUUUCCGAUGGUGGCCUCCUCGCAGAAUAUGUGACAAAAGAACAGCAGGCGACUUUUGUGCAACUCUGCAAUGAGUACGAAAACUGGCUCUACGAAGAGGGCGCCGAUGCGGAACUAAGUGCCUACGAGGGGAGAGUCAAGAUACUCCGCAACAUCGCCGACGCUGCGAAUGCACGACACCUGAACUUUGAGGAUAUUUCGUUUGCGCUGGAAGUCUAUAAGAAGGAGGUUUGCAAGGCCCGUGAGUUGGCACUGCACACCAUUGGAAAGACGGAGCACAUUGCUGAGGAGGAGCUUCGCGAAGCGGCGCAGAAGUGCGACGAAGCCUUGGAAUGGGCGGAGCGGGAGGUGAAGAAGUAUCAGCAGGCCCCAAAGACGGAGGCGCCCACCAUCACUCGCGGAGACCUGCAGGCAAAACAGGCGGUGGUCAUUGAGGGUGUGAACGCGGUGGUGAAACGCCCUGCACCGCCGAAGCCAAAGGAGACGAAACCCGCGGCUGCUAAUCCCGCUGCGGGCAGCGGGAACGGGGAGGAGGCGGAGGCGGUGAAGACACCGCCGGCGGGAACCAAGCCCCCUUCUGCCGAGAAUGAAGAGGCGCCGAAAGGUGCGGAUGACUUGGACUGA